AUGCUACUUAAAUAUUUGGGCACUGUUAUGUCGGCACAAGAACUGGAGAAUAAAGUAAUUAGCAUAGCAUGGUCACCAAAUAAUUUGAAAUUAGCUGUUGCAUCCUCGGAUCGUUCCAUCUACCUUUUCGAUGAAAAUGGCGUGAAACGAGACAGAUUUUCCACUAAGCCUGUUGAUCCCAAGUUUGGCAAAAAAAGCUAUGUGGUGAAAGGUAUAGCUUUCUCUCCAGAGUCUACAAAGAUUGCAGUCGGUCAGACUGAUUGUAUCGUAUAUGUAUAUAAAAUAGGAGAAGACUGGGGUGACAAAAAAGUGAUCUGCAACAAAUUCCGACAGAGCGCUGCAGUGACUUGUUUGAUCUGGCCUACAGAAGGUCCCAUCAUUAUCGGGUUGGCAGAUGGGAAGGUCCGCGCUGCUCUGGUGAAGUCACAAAAGGCUCAGACUCUUUAUACCUCUGAUGCUAUGACGAUAGCUUUGGCUAGCAAUGUCCGUGGCAGCGGCUUCCUGUCGAGCCACGCGGACGGGAGCAUCAUCCGCUAUUACAUCGCCGAGGACGGCGGCGCGGAGCCGUCAGGACGCGUAUGCGUCCACGGAGUACCCGCUUAUGCCUUGGCGUGGCCGCAGUCGCAUAUUUUGGCCGGUGGCUGCGAUAAGCGACUGACCUUGUAUGAUCCAUAUGGCAAGCCGGUGAAGAACUUCGACUUCAGUCGCGAUCCCCAAGAACGAGAGAUCACCGUGGCUUGCUGCAGUCCUAGCGGUCAGAGCAUUGCCGUGGGCUCUUAUGACAAAGUGCGCGUUCUCGAUUGGACGCCACGGCGAGGUAUUUGGGAGGAGACCAACGUCAGAGCCUUGCCGAACUUCUACACAAUUACGGCGCUCGCUUGGAGGCGAGAUGGCUCGAAGUUGGUGAUUGGCGGACUGUGCGGAGGCGUCGAGCAGUUUGAGACUAUCCUGAGACGCACGGUAGUGCGCGGCAGCCACGAAGUGGCUUACGUGGGUCCGAGCCAAGUGGUGAUCCGACCUCUGAACGACUCUUCGCAUCGCUCCAUUGUCGUCAGGUCGCAGACAGGUCUCGAGAUCGACGAUGUGCGUAUUCUAGGUCGUACAGAUAACAACGUGGUAGCUCGCACGGCGCGCACCUUGCUGAUCGGCGACAUCGAGCUAGGGUUGAUCAGCGAAAUCCCGUGGGAGGACCGACCGAAUGGUAGCGAGAAGUUCUUCUUCGAAUACCCGGUAGUUUGCCUCAUCUUCUGCUCCGGCGAGCUGACGAUUGUCGAAUAUGGCCAGAACGAGGCGCUCGGCUCCGUGCGAACAGAAGCGGUGAACCCGCACGUAGUGAGCGUACGCGUGAAUGAGAGACCUUCGGCUGGCGCAGGCGACAACAAAAAGCUAGCUUACUUAUUAGACCCGAAAACCGUACGUGUGAUCGACCUUUUGUCCGGUGGUACCAUCAGCAUGAUCGUCCAUGACGCUCGCAUCGACUGGUUAGAGCUGAGCGAGGCGGGUCACCGAUUGUUGUCGCGGGAUAAAAAAAGCCGUCUUUGGCUAAGCGACGAUGCGGGCGGAAGAGUUCUGUUGGCAACCAGCGUAUCUUUUGCAUCCUGGGUGCCGAGCAGCGACGUGGUGGUUGCCCAAACGACGCAGACCCUGGCUGUCUGGUACAAUGUGGAUGCAUCAGAAGCGGCCACGCUGACACCUAUCAAAGGUGAUGUGGUGGAUGUCGUCAGAGAGGACGGCCGAACGUCUGUGAUGGUAGAGGAGCAUGGUGUUAAAGUCGCGUACCAGUUAGACGAAGGAUUGAUCGAGUUCGGCACCGCGUUGCACGACAACGAUUUUGGUAGAGUCGUUCUGUUCUUAGAGAACAUGGGCGAUAGUCCGCAGGUGGAGACCAUGUGGGAGAACGUUGCCAGGAACGCGAUGAAUGAGAGAAAGAUCAUGAUUGCUGCGAGGUGUUACGCGGCAAUGGGAGACGUGGCUUGCGCCAAGUUUCUAAAGGGGAUUGUCGAGAUCGGCAUAAAAUAUACCACGGAGACAGGUAACGAUCCACUAGCCAACCCGGAUUGCUGGGCUCGGCUGGCGGUGUUAAACGGCGAGUUGAAAACCGCCGAGGCAAUUUACCUGGAACAAAACGAACUGGACAAAGCGUUGGACAUGUACCAGCGCUAUUGGCACUGGGAAGACGCGCUGAACCUGGCACAGAGUCGCAAUUGGAGUGGACUCUCAGAAUUGCGAGACCGUCAUCUGGCUUGGCUGCUGGACAGCGGCCAAGCAGCCCGUGCAGCCUCCAUUAUAGAGACGACGAAUCCCAGAAGAGCCGUCAGGCUUUAUCUGGAGGCUCGUCGACCUGGGCGCGCCGCCAGACUGGUUCUCGCCGACAACGAGCUGCUGGAGGACGAGAGGAUCGUCGAAGACGUCAUCAGUGGCCUCAAGGCUACCGAUCUCAUGGAACUCGCCGGUGAGCUGCUGGAAAAAACCUCUGCUGGCGCUGAGGCGAUCGACUGCUACGCUCAAGCAGGUGUCUUCGCCAGAGCCCUCGACCUGGCACGUAAGGUCGAUCCUACGCUAGUAGUCGGCCUCGAAAGGGACUGGGGAAAGCAUCUAGCAGCUGGUGGUCAUUACGAUGCAGCCAUUAAUCAUUUCAUCGAGGCGGGGGAGACAGUAUUGGCGUUGCAGGCAGCUAUUAAUGCGCGACAGUGGAGGAAGGCCUUGCAAAUUAUACAGGUGAUCGAAGACGACGACCCCGAGAUCCGUCAGCAAUGCGAGAAGCUGGGCGAAUACUUCUCAUCAAUCGGAGAGCGUUCCUUGGCGGAAGGUCUGUUUAUUCGCGCGGAUAAUCCUCGACGCGCUGUGGAGACUCAUGUGCAAGCAGGCGACUGGAUUCGCGCGCACCAGGUGGCUCAAGAGUACAUGAAGAGCGACGAGGCUAACGAGGUGCUAGCGAGACAUGCUGAGAAUCUACAGCAGAUUGGCGAACUCCGACAUGCCGAGGCGCUCUAUAUUGCUAUCGGCGAUCACGAUGCGGCUAUUGCGAUGUACCGCAAAACGGGACAGCGCGGUGACAUGAUCCGAUUAGUCGCUGAGCAUCGGCCUGAUCUUCUUCAGACCACUCAUACGCAUUUAGCAAGAGAGUUGGACGCGGCGGGCAAGCCGAGAGAGGCUGAAGAGCACUUCUUAGGCGCUGGUGAUUGGCGCGGGGCGGUCGCUGCUUAUAGAUCCGCGAAUAUGUGGGAGGACGCAUUGCGAGUAGCUAAGAAGGCUUCAGGAGAGAAAGCAGCACAGCAGGUUGCCUUAAUGUGGGCUCGAACGCUGGCUCCAGAGCUGGGCGCACGAUUGCUGAUGAGACUCAACUACCUGGAGCCCUGCUUGCAACUUGCGUGCGAAGCCAAUUUGUUUGAAUGGGCUCUGGAGAUCGCCAAAUACGGCACUGCGGAUCAGAAGAAGGAGGUGCACUAUCGCUACGCUAUGGCAUUGGAGGAUGAAGGUCGUUUCACCGAAGCCGAGAAGGAGUUUGUGCUAGCCGGCAAAGCGAUGGAGGCCGUGCAGAUGUACAUCCACAACCGCGACUGGGAGUCCGCCGAGGAUGUCGCGCGGUCGCACAGUCAAGACGCAGUGGCGCAAGUCCUGAUCGCCAGGGCAGCCGAAGCUGCCGAAGGCCAAGACUACGCCUCGGCGGAAGCCCUUCUCUUGAGAGCUCAUAAGCCGGAGAUGAUAAUAGAACAUUAUAAAACGGCUGGAAUGUGGUCCGAGGCGUUACGAGUGUGUCGAGAGUACCUACCCAGCCAAGAAGCAGCCCUUCGCAGGGAGUUGGGCCAGAAGAGCGCAGGACUUGACGGGGCGAACGCGCUGGAGGAAGCGCGCAAAUGGCUUGAGCUCGGGGAAGUGCGACCAGCUUUGGAUACUCUGAUCCUGAACCCGCAGGCACCGCGAUCGUAUUUGAUUCGCGCGGCUGACAUUCUCCUGCAUCAGGCGGACCCCGAAACGGCAACAGAAGUCGGCCGCGAUCUGGGUGCACGUUUGUUCUCUGUUGGCGAACAUGCACUCGCCGCUCAGGUGUUUCUUCAGGCGGAUCGGCUGAAGGAUGCAGUGAGCUCGCUGGUGGCGGUUGGCGAAUGGGAACGUGCACGUCGGAUCGUUCGCGAACUCGCGCCCGACCUCGAGCCCUAUCUCGAAGAGAAGUAUCAUGACGCAAUGGCGAACGAGAGCCAAAUGGAGCGACUGGCUGAGGUGGACGAUAAUGCGGCUCUCGAGAUGAUGGCGCGCAAGGGUCAAUGGAGUCAACUGUUUGAAGCCGCAAGCUUGCAGAGUCCGGAGGUGCUACAUCGUUUCGUGGCGCGACGCGCCGCGCAGUUACUGAAGAGCGACUCCGCAUCGCAAGCAUUGCAGCUGUACGCGCAGUACGGCGCACCCGCGAUUUCGCAGAACCUUAAUUUGUACCUGCAACUGGCGGAAAGCGUCCUGAACGCGGCUCAGCAAGAGUACAGGUAUCUGGCACAGUUGCGUGACAUUUUGCACAGUCUCUGCCGUCCGUCACCACCCAAUGAAAGAUUCGAGAGGCUUCUGGAAGCUGCGCACUUCUCUGCAGUGAGACACGGCUGUCGUUUGUUUCCAGCGCUUUCCGGUUUCGUCGUCAAGGGGUCGAUCAGUCUGCUGCGACACACCGACAUCUUGCAUGCCGACAGAUGUUACUACGAGGCCGGCACCGCGGCGCGCGACGCGGGUCUUCUGAGCGAGGCUUUCAUCUUUUUUAACCACUUUCUUGAUUUGGAGGAAUGCAUCGAGGAAGAGGGUGACAGCAACGUCCUCGAUGUGGACGACUUACGCGUCACCGAUUUCCCAUUGGAGGUACCUCUUCCGGAGCAUAUUGGAGUCGCUCAGGAUCAACGCGAGGAGGCAAGAGAAUGGGUGCUGGCGGUGUCGAUGGAUCAGAAGAUCGAGCAAGGUCUGCCGAUCGACCAGAGGGGUGUCUACGUGGGUUCAUUGACAUCGCCAACUAACACAGGCAUGACUCUUCAGCAAUGCGUGAUCACGGGCUAUCCGGUGUGCGGCCCUGUUACCAAAUUUGAAGAGUCCAAUCGCGUGGCUGAUCGUGAUGACUGGACCAAGCUGGUCAACACGGCCAGACAAGCGCCUACUGACUCGCCGCUCAACGAUAUCCUGGUAUUUCUUCAAGAAUGGUGUGGUACAGCGCCUAAGUACUCUUUCUGAAAAGAAAGAUAUUUGAAGACCUGACCCUAAUCAAUUGCAAUUAAAAAUACAUUAUCUUACAUUCUAAAGACAUUAUCUUACAUUGUAUUUUUAUGAUAUAAUAAAUACAAUUACCUACCUGUUCUCUUAAA
Molecule: messenger RNA, 5333 nt
Organism: Harpegnathos saltator (Jerdon's jumping ant)
Lineage: Eukaryota; Metazoa; Arthropoda; Insecta; Hymenoptera; Formicidae
Gene: Oseg2
Product: intraflagellar transport protein Oseg2
Exons: 14
Coding region: 1-5202 (1733 amino acids)
Biological process (GO): intraciliary transport
Cellular component (GO): axoneme; ciliary basal body; intraciliary transport particle B
Molecular function (GO): protein binding
Source: RefSeq, a predicted model, not a curated record